GGGAUCAUAAGACAUAGUACCAGCCCUUUUUCAAGCCCAGUUUUAUUGGUCAAGAAAUAAGAUGGAGGCUGGAGAUUUUGCACUUAUUACAGGGCCUUAAACAAGGUCACCAUACCAAAUAAAUUUCCUAUACCAGUGAUUGAAGAGUUAUUGGAUGAGUUAGGAGGGGCAGUGAUAUUUUCUAAACUAGAUUUAAAAUCUGGUUACCACCAAAUCAGGAUGAGGGAAGAUGAUGUAGCCAAGACAGCUUUCAGGACUCAUGAGGGUCACUAUGAGUAUUUGGUUAUGCCUUUUGGACUAACCAAUGCUCCCUCAACUUUUCAAGCAUUAAUGAAUGAAGUGUUGAGGCCUUAUUUAAGAAAAUUUUGCUUAGUUUUCUUUGAUGACAUACUGGUUUACAGUAAAGGGAGGGAGGAGCACAAGCAACAUUUGACAGAAAUUCUGAAAGUACUAAGAGACCACAAGUUGUUUGCAAAUAAGAAGAAGUGUUAUUUUGCACAGGGGGAGGUUGAGUAUCUUGGGCACAUCAUUUCUGGAAGAGGUGUAGCAGCUGAUCCUAAGAAAAUUGAGGACAUGAUGAAAUGGCCCAUUCCUAAAGAGCUAAAAGGGUUGAGAGGAUUUCUGGGCAUCACUGGAUAUUACAGGAAAUUUGUGAAGAAUUAUGGGAAAAUUGCUUGGCCUCUAACCCAAUUACUCAAGAAGGAUAGUUUUUUAUGGAGUAGGGAGGCUCAAGAAUCUUUUGAGAAGCUUAAAGAAGCAAUGACUACCAUACCAGUACUAGCUAUGCCAGACUUUGACAAGGAGUUUAUCUUGGAAACUGAUGCAUUAGGUAAGGGGAUAGGUGCUGUCUUGAUGCAAGAAGGGAGGCCCAUUUCAUAUAUGAGUCAGACCUUGUCUUACAGAGCUCAGUAGAAGUCAGUUUAUGAGAGGGGGCUCAUGGCUAUUGUAGUCUCAAUUCAAAAGUGGAGACCCUAUUUACUAGGGAGACAUUUCAA
Lathyrus oleraceus (garden pea) is the source of this 995-nucleotide messenger RNA. RefSeq lists its product as uncharacterized. The record is from RefSeq and is a predicted model, not a curated record. The transcript has a single exon. NCBI's taxonomy places the organism in Eukaryota, Viridiplantae, Streptophyta, Magnoliopsida, Fabales, Fabaceae. Bases 220 to 912 code for a protein of 230 amino acids.